Messenger RNA from Quercus lobata, 1699 nucleotides. RefSeq lists its product as uncharacterized. The record is from RefSeq and is a predicted model, not a curated record. Lineage: Eukaryota; Viridiplantae; Streptophyta; Magnoliopsida; Fagales; Fagaceae. The coding region runs from base 431 to 1699 and encodes 422 amino acids. The transcript is spliced from 4 exons.
ACAAGCGGGAUUUAGCAAGUAUUUUGUUACCACACUUCGAUGCAAUAGAUAUGAAAUUUGGUAGUCAAAUCAUAGAUAUGUUUUUGAUGCUUGCAGGAGGCCUACCCCCGUGACAAAGCAUCUACCAAGUAAUGAAACUAUACAAGGGGAGUGUACUUCACGAGAAACAAUAUUUUCAAAUCAAGUAAUAGCUGCAGGCACUUCAAAAAGUUCAAGACAAGGGUCUAUUUAUUUAGGCAAGAUAUCAAGCAGCCUUGAAUGUUGGUUUAACCAUGGACCAUAUUUGCAGGACCACUACGAGGGCCCUCGUACUCUCAAUCAAUGUUUGCCUCAAAGUGAAAUCCCAGGGUGGUUUAAAUCUGAAAAUAUUGCUAGAUCCUCAUCAGUAACAAUCGAGCUACCUCUAAAUUUGUAUGACAAUCUUGAGUGGAUGGGAUUUGCAUUUUGUGCUGUUUUCUCAUUUCAAAAGCAUCCUGCUUCCGUUCCUAUGAAAGGUUCAGAAUUUUCUUUUAUCAUCGUUUGUCAUUUGAAGACCGACUUGGGUUGUAUGAAUCCAUUAUAUAGCAUCAGUGAAGAGGACGUAAUAAUAUCAUUACAUCAACGUGGAUUCCUUUGGUUAUCAUUCAUUCCAUGUUGGUUUCUUUCACCUGAAUGGAGUCGAUGCACUACGGUUGAAUUCUCAUUUGUGAGCGAUAGUUCGGCUGUAUCGGCGCUAAAGUGUGGGGUCGAUCUUGUAUACCGGCAAAAAUUGGAAUUUACACGUAGAAUGGUACAAUGCAUAACCUCAUACGAUGGUCCUUUCACAUCGUAUGAAAGAUUUCCUUUUUAUCAUCCUGAUCAAUUCAGGAGCAGUGACGGCUCUAGUGGAACUUCUGGUCACUAUUCUUAUGAUCAAUUCUACAGAACUGCCGCCUUGGACUUUCAUCCAUCCACUUCGUAUAAUUUUUGCUUCCCUCCAAGUAAAAUUCAAGACUGGUUUAGUCAUCCGAAUCAUGGGCACUCAGUGACAAUUGACCUACCCUCAAAUUUGUACCACGAUAGUAAUUGGAUGGGACUUGUUCUGUAUGCUUCUUUCUCCAUCCAUGGGGAUCCAAACAUCAUCCUUAGCAAUCUGGCAUCAGGAAAAUCUCACUUCCUAUAUUGUCAAUGCCAAACGAGUAUGGCUAAUGUCGAUAAUCAGAAAAUUGCUUUCUCCACCAAUAAAGAAGAAAUCACGUGGUUACUUAAUCUAGGUGAAUUCAUUUGGAUAUGCUACGUACCAGGAGAGCCAUUUAAGAAUAUGUUGCCACACUGCAACCACAUUGAGGCCUCAUUUGUGAGUGAUUGGUCAGGCGUGAUAGUGCAGAAUUGUGCUUUACAACUUUUGUACCAGCACGAUCAAGUGCAGUUUGAGCAAGAACUAAAACACUGCAACAACUUGAUUUCAGAGAAUCGAAAGCUUGUUUGUAAACAACAAGAGGAUAAAAAAAAGUUAAAUGAACAAUACCUUGUUGAUGAAGGACUUCAAAGAAAAAUCUUUUCUAAUAUUGACUUUGAAGUUAAAAUAUUUCCGAGACUUAUUGAUCAAUCGGAGACAAAUGAAACUGAGACUCAACUUGGCCAAGGUGACCUGCUGGAGAACCAAGAGAAGGUGGACAAGUGGAGAGUUACUCCUAAAGAAGUGACAAAAAUCUCUAGAGAGCAUUUAGAGAAAAGGUAA